AGUCGCGGCGCGCGAUCCGUUAGCGUCGUUUCCUCGUAUUCCGUCUCGAGUCCGUUCUGCGUCGACUUCACCGUACGAUUUCUCCGUUGAACUGCGUCGUAGCGAUGCGUCCGGGCUCCGUUUAGUUUCACAGUGUUCCAAUUCUCAACACUUCCACACAAGAUCGGUAACCAAACGAUCCGAGGGUAAGAGCACACCGAUCACAACCGAUCGCGUUCGCGACACGCGACAAGUCCGGGUUGACGAACCCUCCGAAGCAGCGGGACACACUGGAAGACCGUCGAACGUUCCCACGGAAAUGCACCGCAGUGUCGGAUCGGUCGGAUGAGAAAACUCGCGGCGCACGAUAUACGGUGGACAGUAUAGCGAACGACAGUACCGAACGGUGGGCGCACGGUGCCACGAACGUUACGAGAAAACCGAGGGCAGUGACGCGUCGGCACGUUACGCCUCUAGCGGAAAAAAGAUCGAUCUCGAGGAAAAGAUCCGCGGCGUGAUCGGCACGGUCCACGAACUGCACUCGUUGCAUCUUCUCUCUUUCUAUCUUUCUCUCUCUCUCCCCCUCUCUUCCUCUUUGUCUUUCUUCGAGCAAGGUGUACGAAGUUCGAAGAGAACACCGUGUCGCUUACUCCAACGUAAAGGCAUGUUCUAUGAAGUUGCCCGCGAUCCGAGCCGCAACGGACCAGGAAACACGAGUGCAUAGUAUCCCGGUGAUUCAUCGAUCGAGGCGUCGAUCGUUCGUCGCUCGUCGUCCAGUGGAGUUGUCGCGAGCAAAGGGAACGGAGCGCGAGGGAAUAGAGAGAGAUCUCGUGUUCGUGCCAGUGUGACAUAGACGUGUUUGAUCCAGUGGUGGUGCUGCUGCUGGGCUGGUUUUGAUUUAUUCGCCGGCGACAGAGGGAAACCGGAAGCCGCUAUAUUGGAGAAGAAGCGGGAAAGCGGCGUGCCGCUGUUCUGUGUACCGCGGCAGAGGCGAUCGUCGCAGCCGGAAAAUAAUGAAGAGAUGAUCGCGAGCCUGCCGAUACACAGUGGCGGCAGCGGAGGGCCGAGCAGCCGCGUGGGUCGUGGAUUGGCGCUUCACAGGUCGAAUUCCAGCUUGGAGCUGCCGCACAGCCCGGACCCCGCGUCGCGAGUGGCGGAAACGCCGUUGAGAAGGGAGUAUGGGUCCCACGGAAGCAUCGACGCGGUGGCCCAGUCCGUGACGGUCGGCGAGAACUUGUUCGCGAUGCUGCAGGAGCUGCGGCCGUCCCCGUCGGAUCAACGGAACUCGGUCAGCGUCGAUUAUCUGCGACGCGUCCCGGACGGACAGCCGAUCGACGCGGACGAGGUCUGCGGGCCGACCGGCGGCUCCAGUCCGAAGCUGCGGCUCAAGUUGAACAGAUUGUGGGGCGCGAAACCGCCGCGGGCGAUGGAGGACAGCUGCAGCACCAGCCCCGUCGUGUCGGCGGACGUCGAGGAGAGGCACAGGCGACGCGCGUUCGCGCACUACGACUGCCAGUCGCUCACCGCGAACCUCGGCUACGCGGCGAAGCUGAGGGGCAUCCUCUUGGCUAGGCGCAGGAACACCGCGACCGGCGCGUCGGCGGCCAGCUCCUUCAGGGCGUCCACCCCCGACGAGACACCGGAAGAGGACGCCGGCGACGGGAAAGGUAACGAUCUCUUGGAGUCGUGCCCGUUCUUCCGAAACGAGACUGGCGGCGAAGGGGAACGAGAAGUGAGUCUGACGCGUUGCACACAAGGCAACGGCGUUCACAGACCGCCUUUAUCCUACGGCAUCGCGGUCUUGGAGCCGGCGCCCGGCGAGACGCUAUGGAAGCACGCUUGCCCGCUGCAGAAGAGGCUGCUACCCAUCGAGAGCGUCGACGAAGGCGCACAUUAUUACAGACGAUACUUCCUCGGUCGAGAGCACCAGAACUGGUUCGGCAUGGACGAGCAGUUGGGUCCGGUGGCCAUCAGCGUGCGGAAGGACGCGGGCCAGUACAGGAUCAUCGUCCGCACCUCGGAACUCCUAACGCUGCGCGGCUCGGUGCCAGAGGAGGCUCUGGGUAUCAGGCCGCAGGGGAAUCGGCUGCCGACGAGGGAGCUUCUGGAGCUGGUCGCGCCGGAAGUGCAGCUCGCCUGCCUCAGGCUGGGCGCGCCCGCCGCGGAGGAGGCCCUCGCCAGGCUGGACGAGCAAGGACUCUCGAGCAGGUACAAGGUCGGCGUGCUGUACUGCAGAUCCGGCCAGAGGACCGAGGAGGAGAUGUACAACAACCAGCACGCCGGCCCGGCGUUCCUCGAGUUCCUCGACGCUAUCGGCCAGAGGAUACGGCUGCGCGGGUUCGAGGGGUACAAGGCUGGUUUGGACACGAGGACCGACUCCACGGGCACCCACGCCGUCGCCGCGACGCACCGGGGGGCGGAAGUGACCUUCCACGUGUCCACCAUGCUGCCUUUCACGCCGAACAACAGGCAGCAACUGCUUAGGAAGAGGCACAUCGGAAACGACAUCGUCACGAUAGUUUUCCAGGAGCCGGGCGCGUUGCCGUUCAGUCCGCGGAGGAUACGCUCGCAGUUUCAGCACGUGUUCAUCGUGAUCCGAGCCGUGAAUCCCUGUUCCGAUAACACCCAGUACAGCGUGGCUGUGUCGAGGAGCAAGGAGGUGCCGAUUUUCGGACCACCCGUGCCGCCCGGCGCCACUUUCGUCAAGGGGAAAGCAUUCGCCGAUUUCGUGCUGGCGAAAGUAAUCAACGCCGAGAACGCGGCGCACAGAUCGGAGAAAUUCGCCACGAUGGCGACGAGAACGAGGCAGGAGUACCUGAAGGACCUCGCCACGAAUUAUUCUUCCACGACGGUGGUCGAUACCGGGCAGAAGUUUUCCAUGCUGUCGUUCAGCAGCAAGAAGAAGGCACCCGUAAGGCCCAGACUAUCCUGCGACGCUUCGCAACGCGGCGCGAUAUGCUGGCAGGUGAUACUGGAGGACAGCAACCAGAACACCGACUGCUACUUAGGAAUCAGCGUGGACACGAUCGUCCUGAUCGAGGAAUACUCCAGACAAAUAGUGUUCGUCGCCCCGUGCGUCAGCGUGCUCGGCUGGCACGCGCAAACGAAUAGCCUGAGACUCUACUACCACCAGGGAGAGUGUAUCACGAUUCAUGUGCGCGGCGAUUACGGGGAAAGGGACGAGCUAAUGGAGAUAGUGGCUCGGCUGCGCGCCGUGACUCAAGGCGCGCCCGCCAUCGAGCUCUCCCUAAAGAGAAACAGCCUGGGCCAGUUGGGCUUCCACGUCCAGCCGGACGGAGUGGUGACGCAGGUCGAAAGCAUGGGACUAUCUUGGCAGGCGGGACUGAGGCAGGGCUCGAGGCUCGUCGAGAUCUGCAAGGUAGCCGUUUCCACGUUGAGUCACGACCAGAUGGUCGACUUGCUGAAGACCAGCGCGCAAGUGACGGUCACCGUGAUACCGGCGAAUAACGACGGCAAUCCAAGGAGAGGGUGUUCGCUGCAAAACUGCCAGUACUUGUCGACCAACUACGAAGGAGAUUACGAGAACGUCACCAGCCCCGACAACACGCCCGGCCAGCAGACAGCCAUGUCCGGCCAUCAGAGGCGAUACGAGCGUUCGUUCAGCCCGCCGAGAUCGAGCAACAGUUCCGGCUACGGGACCGGGUCCAGCUCCAGGUCGUUCAACGACCCGCGCUUCCCCAUGGAAGGAACGAUGACGAGCAGCAGCAGCGGCCACAGCAGCACCGACGAUCGCUGGUACGAGCUGCUGGAGCCGCAGGACCAGGAGAACGGGCACCGCGCGGACGGUACUCCGCCGCCGCCGCUGCCCGCCCGCCAGAAUUACCAAAUAGCGACGCCGAAGUCCGUUCAGAAACGAGCCAAAGAAUCCCACUACGCGAGCGGCAAGCAGUUCGAGAACACGAAGCACCACGGUCACGACGGUUACUCGAAGGACGGCAACUACGCGUCGUCGAGGGCGCUGCAGGAGAGUCUGCGGCACGAGAGCUACCAGAAGCAGCUGGACCACGCGCACCGCGGCCAGGACGUGCACCACGUCGCCUCGAGUUACGUGAAGCUGCAGAAGGAGAAGUACGAGGUGAAGCAGGAGAACGUGUACGCCUCGCAGCGGGAGCUUCACAAGAACGAGGCGAGCCACCAUCGCGGCCCUCACCAGAAGCUGAGCGCGUCGAACUCGCUGCCGCUGGCGCAGAACGCGGCGUACAGUCUGCCUAAGUCGAGCAGCAACAACAACCUCGGCAGGUACGGGGACUACGAGCAGCCGAGCAAGUACGAGUACGAGUACGACUCGAGUCCCAAGUACGACGCGCAGGAGGACAGGCCGCCGGUGAAAUACGAGGAGAUCUACGAGCGACGGAGCAGCAAGUACGACAUGGACGUCGCCAAGUACGACAUGAUCGAGUGCCAGCACGCCGCGGCGGAGCGGAAGCACGCGGACGGCGAGCAGAGCUGCGACUCGAUCAGGUACGACAUCCCGCACGAGUUCAAGGUGGGCGAGAAGGUGACCUGCCUGAAGACCACGAUCACGGAGCGGCCCGUGCCGCACAAGAUCAACGUCGAGUACCGGCAGACCAAGGAGUUCGCCGCCAGCCUGCCGCCAGAGGUCCGCAUCUCCGAGCCGAGCUGCCCGGAGCCGGCGACGCUGCAGAGCGAGGACGAGCUGUCCACCGGCUCCGGCAGCGUGUCGCCCAGGCUGCGGCGGGCGAACAAGCACCGAGCGGGGAACCUGACUCCCUCGAGCGGCAGCUCCAGAAACCAAAGUCCCAGGCCGAAGCCGGGCGUGCGGAACUCCCACCGGAACUCCGCGAACCUGACCUCCAGCACGCUGCAAGAGGACCUGAUGAAGCUGAUCAAUCCCGACUACAUAGCGGACGACGGUCAGCUGAACAACAACGUGAACGUGCUGCUCCACGGUAGCCAGGGCUCGAACCCCAAAGCGCUGAACAACAACACGCUCGAGUUCCAGAACAGGUGCAGGUCCCGGGAGAACCUGUGCGGCAACAGCACGACCGCGCUGACCGUUCUGCCGACGAACGAUCAGGAGAACGGGAACGGAAACGGGAAUGGGAACGCCAACGGGAAUGGGAACGGGAACGGGUCGGAAGUGAUCCUAACGAUGGCCAGACCGGCCACGGUGAUCUCGAACGCGAGCACCGCGUCCAGUCCCGCGCCGAGCGAGAACAAACUGUCGAAGGAAGAGAGAUUGUCGCCGCGCGUCACCAAACCGUCCCAUUCGAUGUCGAAAUCGCCGAGCAACGUGACGUCGCCGAAAGACGCGAAGAGUCACAUCGACGCGGACGUAGACUGUUGGAAAAACCACCACGUAGAUUCUCGAUCGAAGCAGCACCCCCAAGAAUGGGCCGACGAGAGACUCCUCGACAGAUGCGGUGCGAACGCAAACUCCGUGACGGACUUGCAGUCCCAUCUGUCUACCCUCGAACUGAGAGUAGCCAGAGAGACGCGACGGAGACUCUCCCUGGAAGACGAAGUGCGUCGCUUGAGAGACGAGAACCGUCGUUUACAGGACGAGAGCCACGCAGCCGCGCAACAGCUCCGACGCGUCACCGAGUGGUUCUUUCAGACGAUAGAUCAUCAGUGACCCACCAGCGCGGCGUCCGCUCGGCCGGUCCCUCGAUUCCACGAUCAUCCGCGCGAGAUCGCUCGGAUGCCUGACAGACGGCUCCCUCCUCUUUGACCCUUCGCGCUCCAGAAGUUCACCGGAAAUAUUCGAUAUCCUCUAACGAGAUACAGACAGUUUCUCGGGUGAAUUGAGAAAUCUCACGCGCGUCGAGAACUAUUUUCCUUCGAUAUUUCGUACAUCGAUGCGUUAUACGAAGUUUAAUGUUAAAUAUCAGAGUUUAUGGUUUCGCUGCGUCGAAUCGUUUGGUGACUCGGAGCCUCUGGAGCGCAGAGUUCAUUCUUUCGUCUCUCUCUCUCUUCGUCGACUCUUCUCUAUCCUUUAUCCGUCGGUGUCGCGCCGUCGACCUCGUCUUACUCCUCGAUCGUCUCCGUUGCAUGAUCGCCUUCUGAUAAGAGCAGUAUUAGCGUCGCGCGUGCCCCGCUCCGAGAGCGUACCGUUCGCGUAGAGAUUAAGCCGCGAAUCAAAGGUAAUUUAAACGUAAACUGCGAACGCGUCUCGCGAGCCCGCCGAUAGGAUGUACGCGACCGUUUCCACGAUGCCGGGGGACCGAUUCCCGUCAGGCUCUGUACCAUAGAAGUACGUUUCUAUUAACGCUAGGUCUACGGACGUUUAUUGUCCGGUUUAUAUCGUUCCUGGAGAAAUUGAUGUUCGACCGUUUAGAUCUUGGAAAUUAGGAUUUAUCGCGUUAAGCCAGUCGCUGGUGACUGACGCUUCUGAAUGACUAAAAAUCGUAACGUACAAGACAACCGAUGUGAAAUAAAAAUGUUUAACACGUUAAACGCCACGCCACGAACGGUUGAUAAAGCAACCAAGUUGACAACAGUGUAACGCAAACGUUGCAAACGAUUCAUAAUUAUUCCUAUCUUCGCUACAAAAGAAAUUCUAUGGGAGAACGCUUGACACGUUAAACGCCAUGUCAGUCACCGAUGGCCGACGCUUCUGAAUUACUUUAAAAUCGUAGCAUGCAAUACAAUCGACGUCGAAUCAAAAUACUUAACAACGUAACUAAGCUGAUAGUGUAUUGCAAAGAUUGCAACGCCAAGUGAAUAAUUGUUACUUUUUUGCUAAGAACAACCGUCAAAAACGGUGAUUCUCGUGACGCUUAACGUAUUAAACGUAUUCUCGUAACUGCAUCGACGAAAACCGACAUAGACGUUCGCCAAAUGUUUAUAAAAUUCAGUGUGCGUCGAAUCGACGCACUCCGUGAACCUAGCGUCAAUAAGCGUACAGUGGAAGUUACCACCGCCUUGCCGUGCUCCGUUCAAGCAUCGACGAGUAUUUUUUCCCAGGAAGGUACCCGAGAUACCUGUUGUUGUUCUUGUUGUUGUUGUUGUUGUUGUUGUAUAUUCGAUGAACGCCGACGCGUGAUCGUUAUCCACCGGACGGAACCAGCUUUCCGCCAAGGAAUGCACGUUAAAUGCGAGAUAUAUAUAUACACACACACAUCCAUAUAUAUGUAUAUAUCUAUCUAUAUAUAUAUAUAUAUAUCUAUACCUGUACGUAUAUGACGUCUACACUUCGAAACGACCAAAUAUUAUUAUACUAGUUGCGUAAGAGUCACCACU
Molecule: messenger RNA, 7203 nt
Organism: Nomia melanderi (Alkali bee)
Lineage: Eukaryota; Metazoa; Arthropoda; Insecta; Hymenoptera; Halictidae
Product: signal-induced proliferation-associated 1-like protein 2
Biological process (GO): regulation of small GTPase mediated signal transduction
Cellular component (GO): cytoplasm
Molecular function (GO): protein binding; GTPase activator activity
Source: RefSeq, a predicted model, not a curated record